CCUACAUUUGAUUAAUUGGAAAAAUAACCCAAUUUGCUAUUAAAUCUGUUCUCAGUUGUUAAUACUUUCAAUUUGCAUUGAAAAAAAAUGAUAAAAAUUAUCAAUUUAAACAAUAUUUCAUGGCCUUUACCCAAUUUCAAAUAUUAUAUAUAAGUCUCUCAAUCUUUGAAAUUCUCCAUUUCCUCUUUUCUUUUUUUCUUUUCCUCUCUUCUUUUCUCUUGCUUUUCUUUCAUUUUAAUACACUCUACUCUAUUCUACUACAUUUUACUACAUUUUACUCCACUACUCUUCUCGUCCUUGCCCAACUUAUCCACCUUGCUUUACUUUUCCAAUUUGUCAAAUCAUCAAGACUCUACUUUUCCACUUUAUUGAGGCACUAAUUUUCCCUACUCAAAAUUGGCAGUGGGUUCAUAGUAUCUAAAAUCGUCUCUCUUCUGCUCUCUUAUAUCCCAAAUUUGGAUCUUAUCUCAAUUUCUGCGUUUUGAACUAAAUAAUUUUCCAACAUAGGUUUCAU
Messenger RNA from Ascoidea rubescens DSM 1968, 514 nucleotides. RefSeq lists its product as uncharacterized. The record is from RefSeq and is a predicted model, not a curated record. The transcript has a single exon. Lineage: Eukaryota; Fungi; Ascomycota; Saccharomycetes; Ascoideales; Ascoideaceae. Bases 120 to 380 code for a protein of 86 amino acids.